AUUAAGCGACACUCGACUGAAAACUCUACCGCCUAGAAAUAGAGUUCAGGUUUGUGAUUCAUCUAUUUUCGGGACAGUAAAGUUAAGUUUGUAGAAAAUCUCAUACGGUGCGGUGAUGCAACAAGUGUACAAGCCAACAAAAGCAGAGAUUAGGGGUGAUUUAUACAUUCUUUUAUUUUCCACCCCCGAGUUUUGUUCAAGAGAUAUGGUAACUGAAAUUCCCACGCAAAGAACAGAGGGGUCCUUUUCACGAUGAGGUUUUUUCUACCUUUGACAGUUGGAAAAUUUCAACUUGAAAAGGUUUUUUUUCGCAUAAAUUAGAAUUAGUCAUGAGUAGGUAGUGUAAAAUUGUGGAGUUUGGAAAAAUAAUACACAGAAUACGACAAUUCGUUUAUUCACAAAGGUAUUUUAAAGGAUUUUAAUAAAAAAAUUGACGUUGGAAGACGUAACAAUUUAUUAAAACAAAUCUGCUCAAAGAAUACAAAUAUCUACAUACUUCUAAAAAAUGACAACAAUUAUAUCAUACAAGUGAGAUAUACAUAGAAGAACCUCGAAGAGCGAGAGUAUUCGAAUUAGAAAACAACAAAUUAUAAGGUACAAACUUAAAAAAACAAUAAAUUCAUAACAACCAUAUUCAAAUUAUAUAAAGCUAAUAGUUUAUUAUAUUAUGCUAAUUCCAGUAUAAAAAGUUAUAACAGACUCUUAUAAGAAACUACUAAGGCACUUCACGUAAAAUUAAACUAAAUAAUAAAUAACAUUCAGAAUAAGUUUAUUAAAGCUUCUAACCUAAAUAAAAUGUAUUAUUAAAAAAGUAACAUAACUAUACUACACUACAUUUAAAAACAAAACAAUUCUUAUCUUCCACUUAGUUCUCGAACACCCAAAAUUGAAAAACUAAAAAUAAUAUCUACUUCUAUACCAGGAAAGUAUUAUUAAAACUCAUAAUAACAAAGAUAGCAAUGCAGUCAAAUAAUUAUCCAAUUAAGAUAAGGGAUUGAUAAAGCCAGAUAUCGGGAGAUAUCAUCAAAAUAAGAGCACGUGGAAAUACCUUGACGUCAUAGCAAUAAUGAGACCAUUACUCUACUCAUUGAUAACGGAAAUAACACGUAUCAUAUUUAUUUACAUAAGAUAUUUUUCUUACAGAUCAAGAUUUUGUGAUAAUCAAGGGUAGAUAUAAAAGACUUGGUGUGAACCUAGGACUGCCAUGUCAAAGGUCGUGAGUUCAAAUCCCAGAUCGCCCCCUUUCCAAGGGUGUGUUAUGAUAAGCAUCGAGUUAUCUAUUAAUUAAGUAUAUUUGUUAAGCUCUAAUCUCUAAGAAUCAAAUCAUUUGAACUUAAGGAAGUUACACCUUUGAGUUCCUUCAAUUUUAACUUUACUUAUUUAAAAGCUUCUCAAUUAUAAUUACAUUUCUUCUGCGAUUACAUAAUGGCUUAAAUUCGUUUUCUCAAACGACUGUCAAUCUUAGCUUAACUAAAGUCCAAAACACGACAUCAUCAGAACUUUUCAGCAAAAAAAAAACAGCUAUAACUUCUCUAUCCCCACGUCAAAAAUCGCUGGGGUAACAAGUGGAAUCAUAAACAAGUAACAAUAGAGGGGUGCGAUCAUUUUGCAUCGUGGCCCCGCUCUGUGACGUCAGGGCACACUUGUCACGCCGCAGGGCACAAUGCACCACUUUUUAAAUGACGCAAAGUAUCUUCCCUCUAUCUAUUCUUUUCAUCCUUUUGUAAAGGUUUUUGCAUCUUCAGAACGUGGGAAACUGGACUAGCAUGAACAUGUUCUGGAAAAAAGUGACAAAUUUAUAUGCAGGUAGUGUUAGUGUGAUUAUAAAUGAAGAUUCGGUAUGCAAUUUGUUUAUAAAAAACCAUUUAAAUUGCCUUUAUUUCAAACAUGACCAAUUCAAAUACCUAAUCAUGUCUACUUUAGAAGAAUCUAAAUCACGUAUAAUUAAUAGACAGCAAAACCCUAUUUAAGUAAUUCAUCAGAAUCCAAGUCCUCCCAAUUUGCAUCAUAAAUCUCUAAAGAAAUCAUUUCAAGCAAUCUUUUGAUCGGCGUCAUUAUAAUGAUAACUUCAACCCCUAACAAUAUCACCUAAUCAUCUCAAAAUGCUCCUAAUAGACAUUUAAUUAUAGAGCCGGUCGAGUUCCACUGACCCCUUUUACACUUGUUUACAUCUUCAUCCCUUACCCCGCAAACGCGCUGAGCCAUCAAAAUGGUAUGUUUAAUUCCAAUACCCCAUACGAUUUAUUAUAACAAAGCAGAACGGGAACGAUCGACCGCUUGCCAUCUGUCGUCGUUCCGAAUCUCGAAUCGCCGAAAAAAAACUCAAUGUGCGAGCAACCCUGGGAACCUAGGAACGAGGAGCAUUCCCACGAACAACCCCUCAAUUUUCAAUAACCAAAUUAGCCUUUGCGUUACCCUAUUUCGGAUAUGAGGGAGUCGUGAAUCUAUUCAUAUCGAUAAAAAAUAUUUCACGUCUCGCUCGCGUCCCCGGUAAAUGCAUAUUUUCGUCCUAUUCGAAUGCACGUGUUCACCGAUCGUAUAUUUAAACUGCGAGCGUGUGUGUGCGAGAGCCUUCGGAUCGUAGCACCUGCCGGCGCGCGCGCACCCCAUUGGCUGAGCAACCACUAUCACCGCUACACUGAUUUCUUUUAAACUUAAUUUUUUUGUAAUACUCUCUUCGGACAUGUUAAGAAAAAAUCCUACAUGUUUGGACCGGUACGAGCCGAAUAUUUUGUGUGUAGGUGGCAUCUUAACUUUAAUAAUUCUUUUUGUAAACAAAAUGCUAAUGAACUUUGACUUGGAUGAUUCGAAUUCCGGAUCUAAGAUAUGGGGAUGCGUGUGAGGUUUACAAAUAGUGAUGCAUGCUUAUUCAAAUACUCUGCUUCUAAAAGAUGUUACUACUCAGAUACAUUAGAAAAAAUAGAUUAAAUCAAGUACAUUGCAAAAUUAAUAGUCCCGGCACACAGAGUCAGGUGUUGUUAGUGUCUCGUGACUUGCGCGUGAGCAGCGCAUGAAGUGUCCGCGCCGAGGGGUCGUGUCCCCCUGACUUAAUGACCUCGGUGAAGGGAUAACAAUCGCAUUGAAUCGGCCACCGCGAGCCGAGGGGGCAAUCAACAUGUGUUGUAUUUGCCCACAGUUGGGCGUGUGGACGGCACGUGACCGACUUUCCCAUGAACCCCUUCACACACUUGUUUGAUAUGAUAAUAAGAAUCAAAUAGGCACAUGUGAAAACUACAGACAAGUGUUUCAUUAUAAAUUCAUAGUAACAUAAUAAAUAAACUAGCUGUCAUAUUAACGAUUUAUGGAUUAACAAUACUUACGAUCUAACGAUCAACAUCUACACUAGUUAGAUAAAUCUUCAAAAUGCAGUAAAGUAGUUCCAGUACAGAUACUAAGGAGCAGAGAAAAGUGUGUUAAUUUAAUACAAAACCACUGUACCAAGCCAGACACGCAAGCUAAAAUGUAUUCAUCCCCAAAAUCAUACAUCUCAAAAACUCUUUUAUCAACUCUACCAAAAUUAUGAGAACCUGUCACGAAAUACGAAAUGCAUAUCGGGGUAUCGAAUAAACCACUUGACUCACCCACACAUACGAAGGGCGCUUUUCACGUACGCGGGCCUUUUGUGCCGGGGGCGGCGCGCGUGGUAUAAAAGGCCGGCCGGCCCAAGCAGCCCCACAUUCCCGCCUGUGAUCUCACUAGCGACACACGCUCUCUACUAUUACUAUUUAUCUAUCAAAUCUUCCAACAUGUCUUAUUACGCCAACAACGAAUACAUCAUCGCGACAAACAACUCAAUCAACGAGAACAGAUAUAACAGUGAAAAGAUGAAGAACAGCGGCAUCAAGGCGCUGUUGAGGCCUUUGAUGAAAAUGAUCAAGAGAACGACGAAGCGCGUUCCCGCCAAAACUUGCGACACGUGUUUCGAGGAGGAACAGAACUCCAGCAACGAGAUGCUGGAGCGCAAGAUCUAUGAAGAGAUGGAGGCGUGCCAGCCUGACGCCGCCUUCCUCGUGUACCAGCAAGACAACACGUGCGACCUUGUGCCAGUGACCCCGGACAACUUCUACGUACCUGUGCACUUCGCCAGGACCGAAGCCGGCACUUUCUUCUGGACCACCGUCUCCAAGACCGAGGCAGACUUCGCAGCGGCGCACUGCUACACCGAGUGCCAGACCGCGGAGCAGCAGUACCCAGUCCUGCAGGACCGCUGGGUGCAGGCCUAAGCUCUACAACUCUCGACAACUAUCAGUGUCUUCCGUGAAACCAGUGCCUGCUCCGUUGGUUUCUGCAACCGUCUGUGAUCUUAGCUUUAGUUUAGUUCAAGGUGCCAUAUAGGGAUAAGUUAGGUUACGCCUGCUCAAUACUCGUGAUAACUCCUCGAAAGCUUUAAUUGUAUUUCAUUAGUGUUGUGAUAUUUUGAAAAUAUUUGUAUUGUAUAAUUAAUGUUAGGAAAUAGUGAGCUUAGUAUUGUGAUCUUCCUGAUGAAGCUUUAAUUGUUUUAGGGAUUAUUUAUUAACUUUUACUCGUGUUAUGAAUUGGUAUAAUAUACGAAUUGAAUGAUA
Molecule: messenger RNA, 4562 nt
Organism: Trichoplusia ni (cabbage looper)
Lineage: Eukaryota; Metazoa; Arthropoda; Insecta; Lepidoptera; Noctuidae
Product: enhancer of split malpha protein-like
Exons: 1
Coding region: 3747-4223 (158 amino acids)
Biological process (GO): Notch signaling pathway; sensory organ development
Source: RefSeq, a predicted model, not a curated record